Messenger RNA from Phytophthora nicotianae INRA-310, 565 nucleotides. RefSeq lists its product as hypothetical. Lineage: Eukaryota; Oomycota; Peronosporomycetes; Peronosporales; Peronosporaceae. The record is from RefSeq and is a predicted model, not a curated record. The transcript has a single exon. Bases 1 to 468 code for a protein of 155 amino acids.
AUGCUGUCCACACUGAUAGUAAAUUUCCAGGCGAACUACCGCGCCGUCUACACGAGCCAUGUCGACUUUAUCUGCAUGGAAAUCAGCAACUGCCCGCACUGGGAGCUUGCGACAUCAGUAGCCUGGGAUGACCUUCCUACGGACAAGUUUGGGAUUUUCUACGAGACAACUACAUGCCGCACCGGUGGCAAAUACUUCUACAUCUCGGAUGUAGCAAAAGAGAAUGGCACGCACACGCUUAAAACCCCGAUAGCAAUCCGGUCCUUCAUGGUUGGAACCACUAACGACUACAUGCGUCGACCUUCUCGAAUCGUCAACUCCUGUCCUGAAGAGCGGAUCAGCCUCCAAAAUGCCACCGAAACGUUGAAUGGAGCGACGUCAAACUUCACCGAGGAGAUCAAGUGGAAGGCCGACGACGCAGCUGAAGCUGGAGGUCUCUCCUCAAACUGGUCGGAUGUUAUGCCUUAAAUUUGUCGAGCCUAGUUAACAGCGCCACUUUAGGUCUUAGCAUAACAGACCAGAAAAUUAAGACGGAGCUGUAGGAGGUUUGCGCUGCUCUUCUCUA